Crotalus tigris (Tiger rattlesnake) is the source of this 1636-nucleotide messenger RNA. Its product is annotated as olfactory receptor 5V1-like. Gene Ontology annotation, cellular component: membrane. Gene Ontology annotation, biological process: G protein-coupled receptor signaling pathway. Bases 144 to 1094 code for a protein of 316 amino acids. Lineage: Eukaryota; Metazoa; Chordata; Lepidosauria; Squamata; Viperidae. The record is from RefSeq and is a predicted model, not a curated record. Gene Ontology annotation, molecular function: G protein-coupled receptor activity; olfactory receptor activity. The transcript has 2 exons.
GUUUAAAGCUGGAAGAUCUCUUUGUCAAAUAGGUUUAUCUAUACCUUAAAUAAAUUGAAAUCAGCUGGAGAUCUGAAAACUGCUGUCACAUUACACUCCAUGUACGUGGGCAGUGGGGAUACCUCUGCUUCAGGAUACUUGGCAUGAAAAUGGCUAAUAACACAGGAGUAAAGGACUUCUACUUCACUGAACUGUCUGAUCUCCCUGCAGUACACAUAUCUCUAUUUGUGGUGAUUCUGCUGGCCUACUUGACCACUCUAGCAGGAAAUGGGGCAAUUCUUAUAGCAACAGCGACAGAUGCCCACCUCCAGACUCCUAUGUAUUUCUUUCUGUGCAAUUUAUCUUUAUUGGAUAUCCUUUGUCCAACUGUCACUGUGCCAAAAAUGCUCCAGACCUUCUUGUUAGAAGACAAGAGAAUAUCGUUAGUUGGCUGCAUGCUGCAACUCUUCUUCCUGAUUUAUGUAGUGGGCACUGAAAUUUUUUUGCUUGCACUGAUGGCUUAUGACCGCUAUGUGGCGAUAUGCACCCCCCUACACUACACCAAUAUUAUGAGCAAGCGACUAUGUGCUCAAUUGGCAGCUGGGACCUGGCUAACUGGCUUCACAAAUUCUAUGGUUCAUACUUCAUUGACCUUUACAUUAUCUUUCUGUGGGCCCAAUAAAGUUAAUCAAUAUUACUGUGAUAUCUCUCCCAUUAGGGCUCUUUCUUGCUCUUCCACAUUUGUCCCUGAGCUUGUCCUCCUCCUUGUGGCUGGUGUUUUAGGGGGUGGUGCUUUUCUAGUUACCCUGAUCUCUUAUAUUUAUAUAGUUUCAGCUAUCUUACGGAUGCGCUCUGCUGAGGGCAGGCGAAAAGCAUUUUCCACUUGUGGCUCCCACUUGGCCGUCGUUUGCCUCUUCUAUGGGACAACUAUUGCAACCUACGUCCGGCCCACUUCCACUUACUCACCCAAGAAAGACAGAAUUGUUUCAAUGUUGUAUGGGAUUCUUACUCCCAUGAUAAACCCAAUGAUCUACAGCCUGAGGAAUAAGGAAGUUAAAAAGGCUUUGGUCAAAUCAGUUUGGGUUCCCUUCCACUCGAAUGUUAUCAGAAGAUGAUACAUAUUUUUUGCAGCUUUUUGGUAAAUUCUUUUCUGGCUCUUUGUAUUGGAAAAUUUGUAUCAAUCUGUCCAGUUUUAAUAACAACCACUUUCUUAAACAGGUAGACAUAAACACGACCCUCCCUCUUCUUGGAUGAAAAAAGUCAAUCACUUCUGUAGGAUAAUUUGAGCCUUUGCUCCAUUGGGAGAAAAUAGGGAAAAGAGGAAAUUUUAUUUUGCCUCAGACGGUAGACUACUUGGGCCUGUCCUACCAUCAGGCUGAUAAGGUUGCGUCUCUCCAUCCCCGUUCACUGAUAUGAUUAUUUCACAAUGGCAACCAUGAUGGAAGAUGACAAUCAUUGAGGUCAUUGAGCAACUUUACUAUUUUUCUUUUUGUUUUCAGUGCUGAUUUGGAAACCAGACUGGGGAGAUUUGCUGUAAAGCACUUGCUUGUGUAUUCAUUUUAAUACUAAGAUUGUUCAAAUUUUAAACCUUGAAAUGUUAUAAUAUAAUGUAUUCUCUCUUGAAGACUGUUGUAGAAUAAAUAUAUAGGAACAUGAA